GUCUGACGUCAGUCCAUUUUGAAACCAUCGAGUGAGCAGUGAACAUCGAGGAGAGGUCGUGGAGGAUUUUUACCAUCUAGCCACCAUCGCCGUUCGCCAAUUACACCAUGGCUGAUACCGAAAAGGCGCCGCAGCCGCAGCCUCAACCGCAGCAGCAGCAAUCGGAACAACAACCCCAACAACAGCCUGCCAAAGCGUCUAAACAAAAGCAGGUCAUCGCCGAAAAAGUUUCUGGCACAGUGAAAUGGUUCAACGUGAAAAGUGGAUAUGGAUUUAUUAACAGGAAUGACACGAAGGAAGAUGUGUUCGUGCACCAAACUGCGAUUGUUCGUAACAAUCCGCGCAAGGCUGUGCGCUCGGUCGGCGACGGCGAGGCGGUGGAGUUCGCCGUGGUGGCCGGCGAGAAGGGCUACGAGGCGGCUGGCGUGACCGGGCCCGGCGGCGAGCCGGUAAAGGGCUCGCCCUACGCCGCCGACAAGCGGCGCGGCUUCCCGCGGCAGUACUACCCGCGCGGCGGGUGGCGCGACGGCGACGGGCCCCGGCGCGGCGGAGGCGCGCGGCGCCCCCCGCCCGCCGCGCCCGCGCCCGACGCGGCCGACGGAGAAGCAGCGCCAGCGCAACGCUCGUACUUCCGCCGCAACUUCCGCGGCGGACGGCGCGGCGGCCCGCGGCCCGCCUACCGCGGCGGCUACCGCUACGUGCGCCAACGCGCGCCGCCGCGCGACGGCGAGGCGCCCGCCUCCACGACUGCGCCGCCCAAGCCCAAGGGCAAGGGCGCCACGCUCGACGCGCCGUCCGCCGCCGAGAGCCAGGCUUAGUGCCCGGCCGCCUGUUCAUCGAGAGUGUUAUUGUCACCUGCGCGGGAGCUGCAUAAUGUCAUGGAUCGGAAUGUGAUAUCGACGUUUAUUAUUUAUUGUAUAUCAUCCGGCCGGGUCUGCGAGCGGUACUAAAUUAUAUUUUGAUAUUUUGUAGAUAUUAUAAGUCGCCGCGCGCGCUUCUGUACUAUUUCUAUAUUUAUUAUUAGAUACUACAUUUUUUAAAUGUUAAAAAUUUCAAAGUUCUGUGAACAUGUGCAAUCUACAGAUAUUUUAUAUAAAUUUGAGAAAUGAUAUGCAGGUUCCGAUGCCCCAAGAGGAAUGAAUUCGUAUAAAACUUCAUGUGGAUUAGUUUCCAACUCUUAACAUUACUUUAGUUUCUAAAACUUCGUGUUUAUGUAUUUUUUUUUUGUUUUUGUGAUAGAACACUCUUACAUAAAUAAAGGCUCUUUUUACCUGUGUGAA
Zerene cesonia (dogface butterfly) is the source of this 1280-nucleotide messenger RNA. It is a transcript of the gene yps, whose product is annotated as Y-box factor homolog. Gene Ontology annotation, cellular component: nucleus. Gene Ontology annotation, biological process: regulation of gene expression. The transcript is spliced from 3 exons. Lineage: Eukaryota; Metazoa; Arthropoda; Insecta; Lepidoptera; Pieridae. Bases 108 to 818 code for a protein of 236 amino acids. Gene Ontology annotation, molecular function: nucleic acid binding. The record is from RefSeq and is a predicted model, not a curated record.